AUGGCUAGCAAUAUCCUCUUUCUGCCAUUUCGAAAGGCUACCAACCUACAAUUAUCAGAUGCUAUCAAGCAAUACAUAUCCACCAAAUAUGACCAACAUCCGGAUAUGUUCAAGCAGGACCUUGAGGUUAUUGAUGCUUUACGAAAAGACGCUAUUCAUGUCAGGGAACCUCAUACCACUGGAAUAAGAAAGAUAUCAGCAUAUGCGGGUCAACUAUCCUGGCUGGGGGGUAAAUUCCCUAUAGAUAUCGGAGUAGAGUUUUCAUGGUACCCCGCUCUAGGAUACAACAUCGACCGACUCGUUGUGGAAAAUAACCUCAAAUUCGAACUCGCAAAUGUAAUGUUCAACCUCGCGGCUCUCUAUUCCCAGCUCGCCAUGUCUGCCAACAGAGCAACGGCGGAUGGAUUGAAAAUUGCUUGUAACAACUUUUCUCUUGCGGCGGGAGUACUCAAACAUUUAAAGGAGGAAAUAAUACCUGAAUUGCGCACCUCCCCUCCAGAAGAUAUGGAUAAUGAUACACUGGAGUGUCUUCAAAGUCUCAUGUUAGCACAAGCCCAAGAAUGUUUUUGGGCCAGAGCACGAGGAAACGGGACCAAAGAUGCUCUAGUGGCAAAGUUAGCUGCAAAAGUGUCAGAUUUAUAUUCACAAGCUUCGGAUUGGGGUAUGAAGAGUAAUGCUAUAAGUUCGGAAUGGCUACAUCAUUCAUCGGUUAAACAUCAUCAUUUUGCGGCGGCGGCACAAUAUCGCAUGGCGUGUGAUUGUUUGGAGAAGAGAAAAUACGGAGAGGAGGUAGCGAGGUUGACAGAUAGUAUCGUUUGCGCCAAUGAAGGAAUCAAGGAAAUAAAAUAUGUCAAUAAAGCUGUGGCAAAUGAGUUACAGUUGUUGAAGAAUAUGGUGACGGAGUGUUUGAAAAGGGCUGAGAAGGACAAUGAUUUAAUUUAUCUUGAUCCUGUACCACCUAAGAACGAACUGAAACGCCUUGAACGAGCAAGUAUGGCCAACCCUAUUAUCCCAAAAGAAGUUUCUGAACCCAUGACUUUUCUUGGAGAUCACAAAGAAUUUGGACCGCCACUGUUCUCCAAACUUGUGCCUUUUGCUGUUCAUGUAGCAGCCAGUAUCUACGAAGAACGCCGCGAUCGAAUUGUUAAUAACAAUAUCAUCGAUGAACUUGAGAUUUUAACAACCCGCAUCCAUGAUACCCUUCGUUCCCUCAAUCUCCCUGGAUCUCUACAAGCCCUUGAGAAACCUUUGGGCCUUCCUCCUACUUUACUUUCCCAUGCGGAAGAGCUUCGUCAAGCAGAUGCAAUUGGUCGUAUCAAUAGAUCAUUUUCCGAUGCUGCAAAGCUCAAGGCAUCAGAUGAAGCUAUAUUUUUCGAAGCUAAAGAGCUAUUACAAUCAGAAGCAUCUGAAAACGAUCGACUACUAAGAAAAUUCGGAAGUGAUCGAUGGGAUCGUUUAGACUCUCGGUCUGCAUCCCCGAAAUUAUAUACUCAAGUGGAUGAAAUCGAAGGGUAUUUUAAAAGCGCGGCGAACAGUGAUCAAGUUGUUUUCGUCAAAUUUCGCGAGUAUGAAUCUAUUCUUCAGAUUCUUACCAGUUCAGAUCGGGAUAUUGGAAAUUUUGUCCCUAGCUCCCGACGAGUUAACAUACCACCAAACCUUGAAGGGGAAGUUUCCAAACUUAGGAAUUCCCUGAACGAAAUUUCAAGAUUGGAGAGUAGAAGGAGGAGGAAAAUUGAAGCUGUAAGAGAGAAAGCAAAGAAGGAUGAUAUAAAUCAUAGCAUCCUAGCCGAAACUGCUCGUUUGGAACGAGAAUAUCCUUCAACACCUGUUGUUCCAGCUCAUUUUGAAGAUUUCUUUGAAAGACGCCUCUCCCAUACCUACGAUGCAGAUCUCACUUCUCUUAAAACCGAAUCGGAAGAACAGGAAAAGCUCCUUCAACAAUUGGAAAUAGCAAAUGGAUCAUUCAUUAAAGCUAGAGCCGGAGAUACAAGCACCAGAGAGAGAGAACAGGCCUUGCAGAAACUUGAAAUGGCAUACUAUAAGUACAAAGAAAUAGUCAAUAAUGUAGAUGGCGGAAGGAAGUUUUACAAUGAUUUGGCGAAGAUAGUAGGGAGAUUUAGAGAUGGCUGUAAGGCUUUUGUACAGGAUAGAAGAGAGGAAGCAAGGAGAAUGGAAGCGGAUUUAAGUAUGCCGUUGAAACCGAUGAGCAGUCUUAGUUUACAUCAUCCUCAACCAGGAGUUGGUGGGGGAGUGAGCAUAGGAGGACAUCAUGCGCCACCACCGCCACAGCCGCUUAUCCCGGUGCAGAUGCAGGACGGCGAAGUACCCAGUCCCAGGAGAGAAAUGAGUCCGAUCCAAGCACCGGUUCCACAGAGAGCGAGUUUGCAGAGUACGCCGGUGAAUGUUGGGGGUGCGGGUCCUGGGGGAGUAGGGAAUGUAGGAGGUAUGCCGGGCGCUUUUGCAAAUAGUGUUAAUAUGGGUGGGGGUGCAGGUGCAACGUGGAAUCCGGAAUUGGGAAUUAAAUUUGGCGGUGCUGGUGCUGCUAGUGGUGGUGGGGAAAAUGCACCUCCGCCACAGACGCAAGCGCAGCCGAAACAAACGACGUGGGAUCCAAGUGCAGGGUUGAGAUUUGGAUGA
Messenger RNA from Botrytis byssoidea, 2637 nucleotides. RefSeq lists its product as uncharacterized. NCBI's taxonomy places the organism in Eukaryota, Fungi, Ascomycota, Leotiomycetes, Helotiales, Sclerotiniaceae. Gene Ontology annotation, molecular function: protein binding. The coding region runs from base 1 to 2637 and encodes 878 amino acids. The record is from RefSeq and is a predicted model, not a curated record. The transcript has 4 exons. Gene Ontology annotation, cellular component: endosome.